CGCCACCCAACCAUACACGAAGGAGGAGGAGGAGAAGAUGACCGCCAUCCUGUAGGAGAGGAAGGAGAAGAAGGAGGUAAAGAAGAAAGCCUUGAAAGAGGAAUAGGCGACCAAACUAAAGAAGAUGGAAGAAGAGAUGGCCAGGGAGAAAGAGAGGUUGAAAAAGGAAGAAGAAGAGAAGCUGAAGGAGGUGGAUGAAGAAGGACCGCCACUGCAAAAGAGUGGGCAGCACAGCGGCAGCAGCAGUGAUGAGAUGGAGAAGAAGAUUUCGGAGUGGGUCGCCAACUUAUCCCUAGGUGAGGAGGAAGAGGUUGCUAUGUACAUCCCCAAGGAUGAGCGAGAAACCACCAUGAAGAAAUGGGAAGCAGAAGAAGAUGUUCUGACGCGGCGGGCGAUGGAGGAUGAACACAGGAUGGCAUGGAAGCUCGCAGUGAUGAGGGAGAAGAAGAGAAGAGUGGAGGCGGCGAAUGCGGCAAUGCAAGAACUAGCGGAGAGCGUUGACCGGUUAGCUAAAGUGCAAGAAAAGCACUAUGAGUUUAGUCGUAGCCAGGAGAUAUCCGUGUGUUCGAUGCGAACGGGAUUACGGGAUUUUGCUUGCGAACUAGUAGGCGCUGUGGGAUCCGAGGUGAGUCAUCGCCUCGAGAAGACUGAGCGUUUUUGUGUCGGCGCCAUCGAAGGCGUCAAGGUGGCCGCUCCCAWGGAGGAGGAGGCCUGUCCUCGCAGGGAGCCAGUCAAAGUCAAAUUCCCUGAUUCCUACAGUGGGAAAAGGGAUGAGAACUUUGACAACUGGGAAGCUAACGUUAAGACCUAUGUGCACUUGCAACAGGUCUCCCCGGAUCAGCAGGUUCUGAUUGCGAUCCACGCGCUGAGAGAUGAGGCCGCCAGUUUUGCAAGGUCCGUAGUUCGCGCUACCAGCUGUAGUGAUGAUCCCGUUGCGUACUCCUCAUUUACGUCCCUCACUGAAUUCUUGAAGUUGCUGCGCGAGCGAUUUGCUGAUGUCGCUCGCAGUGUCAAGGCCUCAGACAAGCUCCAAACCAUCCAUUCUCGUAAAUGGAAGAGUGUCAGGGCACUCAAGGGUACAAUGGAUGAGUUGGUGGCCGUCCCUGACCACGGGGUCACAGAGGGCCAAUUGGUCAACCUCUUUUACCGGGCUAUGCCCGAAGCCUUUCGAGGGCAGUUCUUCGCGAAGAGCGAAGAUCCUGCCACCACUUACGAUUCCCUUAGCCGUGAAGUGGUGGCUUUUGAAGCGAAGUCCGUGUCCCUGUCUACCUUCUGGCACAAGGACUUGGACAGGGGAAAGCAAUGGAAAGGYCGCMCUAUCUCAGGGCAGGUAAAGACUAAGGACAACCUUGUCCUGACUUUAGAUGAAGGUAGUGUGGAUGAGAUCCCCUACGAUCAGAUUGAGUGGGGGCAAGAGGGGGAGGACAACGGUGUGGGCCAGGGGAGAUCCUACGCUGCUGUCGCGGCUGGAGGGAGGCCGCAAGGAGGAAGAGGCCAGGGCCAAGGGGGCCGGGCCUCAGGGAACCGAUUCCAGGGCGAUCAGGGGGUUGGCGUCAGAGGAGGAAACCGCCAAGCAAGAGGCAGGGGUGAAGGCGUGGUGGAAGAGUUGAAGGAGAGGAGGCCCGCCUGGGCCAAGAUGAAGAAGGAGAAUAAAGGGCAUCUGAUUUUAUUAGAUGCAGAGAUUUUUAGAAGUAGAGUAGGGGCCCUAGUAGACUCAGGGGCCACCCGCAACUAUAUUAGUAAGCAAGCGCUGCAAAAGUUGAGGCUGGGACUUAAGGUCCAGAAACUGACAGACCCCAUAGUUAGUAUCCUCGCAGACAAUCAUACCAUGGUUGUAGAGGAUUACGUAGAGGGAGUUCAGGCGUAUUUCCGCCUAGAGAAAGAUGGGAAGGUGGAGAAGGUCCUCCACUCCCUGACUCUCCUCGUAGAGGGCAGCCUCCCGUUUGAUAUAGUACUGGGAAUGGAUUGGGGAGAGGCAGCCGGGGCAACGCUCCAUCUGAAGGAGCACGAGUGUAGACUCCCUAGUUCUGCAGGCGAGGCUAAGACUGCCCGCCUGUUUCAUGUGUCAGGAGUAGAGAAUUCCUUGGCACAUUGCUGCCUUAGUGCCACUGCGUUCGCCAGAUUGGUGGAGAAGGAGAAAUUAGAGGAACAGGUCUUUGUUGCCUAUGUUAGGCCCGUCACUGAGCCUACGGAAGAGAAGCCGCUGGACCUUGCGAUUGCCAAGCUGCUGGAGGAGUUUGAGGAUUUGACUGAGCCGCCGACAGGCACGGUGCCGCGGCCCAUCCAACACCAUAUCGAGAUAGAGCCUGACAGUAGAACUCCUAAGGGUGCUGUGUAUAGGAUGUCCCCGCGGGAGUUAGAGGAGCUUCGCAAGCAAUUAGACGAGCUCCUCGAGAAGGGUUGGAUUAGGCCCAGUUCGUCUCCUUUCGGAGCGCCUGUUCUCUUUGUUUCUAAGAAAGAGGGAGAGUUGUGAAUGUGCAUAGACUAUAGGGGUCUGAAUGCUAUUACAGUAAAGAAUGCUGAGCCAU
Chara braunii is the source of this 2528-nucleotide messenger RNA. Lineage: Eukaryota; Viridiplantae; Streptophyta; Charophyceae; Charales; Characeae. The record is from the annotation of a GenBank genome assembly.